GACGUAACAGACAGAGGGUCUCGCUGUGUGUUCGUAGUGGGUUAUAUAUAACAAGGAGAUUCAAUCCAGGUUAAAUACGAGUAUAAGCAGUUUAGAAGGUUCCUGACAGCGAAGUUUGUGGCCUGUCCACGCUGUAGACUGAUCAUGCUGUCGAAUACGUGCCGAACGUCCGUGCAGGUGCUGAGGGUGGGAGGGCGGCAUGUGUGCAGGGGACUGAAGACCAAAAGUUCGUCUGCUGACGCAGCACAGGCUGCAGCAGCUGUCAAAGGAAAAGGAGGAGAUACUGGAGAUACAAUGCGGCCAUUGUACCUGGAUGCACAAGCAACCACUCCACUGGACCCUCGAGUGCUGGAUGCCAUGAUGCCAUUCACUGUUGGUUACUACGGCAACCCCCACUCCAGGACUCAUGCAUAUGGCUGGGAGACAGAAAAAGCAGUGGAGGAGGCCAGAAAGGAAGUUGCAGACAUCAUUGGUGCAGACCCCAGGGAGAUAGUUUUCACUAGUGGAGCAACAGAGUCCAACAACAUCUCUGUUAAGGGCGUGGGCAGAUUCUACAAGAGUAAGAAGAAACAUAUCAUCACCACACAGAUUGAGCACAAGUGUGUGCUGGACUCCUGCAGGGCUCUGGAGGGGGAGGGCUUUGAUGUCACCUACCUGCCUGUCAAACCCAACGGAAUCAUUGAACUUGAGAAACUGGAAGCUGCCAUGAGACCAGAUACAUCACUGGUGUCCAUCAUGACUGUCAAUAAUGAGAUAGGAGUUCGACAGCCCAUCAAGGAAAUAGGUGAAUUGUGUCGCUCCAAGAAGGUGUUUUUCCACACGGAUGCUGCCCAGGCCAUCGGCAAGAUCCCGCUAGACGUGAACGACAUGAAGAUAGACCUGAUGUCCAUCAGUGGCCACAAGAUAUAUGGGCCAAAGGGUGUAGGAGCCCUGUACAUUAGACGGCGACCUCGGGUGAGGAUUGAGGCCCUGCAGAGUGGAGGUGGUCAGGAGAGAGGCAUGAGGAGUGGUACUGUGCCUGCACCUCUGGCCGUGGGGCUGGGAGCAGCCUGUCGCAUCUCUCAGCAGGAGAUGGAGUAUGACCAUGCAAGGAUCACGUCCCUGUCUGAGCGUCUCAUCAACAAGAUCAUGAGUGCGCUGCCCCAGGUGGUGAGAAACGGGGACUCAGAGCAGUCCUAUCCUGGUUGUGUCAACUUGUCCUUUGCAUAUGUGGAAGGAGAGAGCCUGCUGAUGGCACUGAAGGACAUUGCCCUGUCUUCAGGGAGUGCCUGCACAUCUGCAUCCCUGGAACCUUCCUAUGUGUUGAGAGCCAUUGGAGCUGAUGAAGACCUGGCACAUUCCUCUAUCAGGUUUGGCAUUGGACGGUUUACAACAGAGGAGGAAGUGGACUACACUGCAGAGAAAACCAUCAAACAUGUUACAGCACUGAGGGAGAUGAGUCCCCUGUGGGAGAUGGUUCAGGAGGGCAUUGACCUGAAGGCUAUCAAGUGGUCUCAGCACUAGGUGACAUCUGCUCAUCUGCAGCCUGAUGUGAUGCAGUAGGGCCAACAGGCCAUGGCCUCCACGAAGUAGUGUACAUCUACAAGCCAGUUGGUUUCCUUGGAGCAAGACCUACAUGGAUACAUGUAUCUGGUGUAUUUGUGCAAGCCAUCUAAAGGGAAACAAACUUUAAAAUGAUGAAAAGCUUCAUCAAUAUAUACUAGUAAGUGAUGGUGGAAUGUGCUGAUGACAUUGUGUAUAGUGCAUAAAACUGGUAUGAAUGGUUACGUACCACGCUAAAUAUGAGCCAAAAAUCUUGUAUGGAUAGAGUACGCUUGUAUCAUAUGCAGAUGAAUAUAAUAACUGGAACCCACGUUCAUCAAGUUUUACUCAAAAAACUUUUGAACAAUGUAAGGUGUUCAAGAAAUAACCCCUUGAGGUAGCCAAUACCGAAGAAAGGUGACUUGCAGAUUUUCACUUCAUAGCAUAUUGCCAUCAUCUUUACCACUUUCAUG
Molecule: messenger RNA, 1994 nt
Organism: Branchiostoma belcheri (Belcher's lancelet)
Lineage: Eukaryota; Metazoa; Chordata; Leptocardii; Amphioxiformes; Branchiostomatidae
Product: cysteine desulfurase, mitochondrial-like
Exons: 14
Coding region: 145-1503 (452 amino acids)
Biological process (GO): [2Fe-2S] cluster assembly
Cellular component (GO): mitochondrion; cytosol; nucleus
Molecular function (GO): cysteine desulfurase activity; pyridoxal phosphate binding
Source: RefSeq, a predicted model, not a curated record